Messenger RNA from Meloidogyne enterolobii, 220 nucleotides. NCBI's taxonomy places the organism in Eukaryota, Metazoa, Nematoda, Chromadorea, Rhabditida, Meloidogynidae. The record is from the annotation of a GenBank genome assembly.
AUGAUAGAAGUGCUCUAUGAACAAGAUGAAGAGUAUACUGAAGUAUUUGAGGCAUUUAAAUCUGAACCAAAUUGGAAAGUUGAAGAUAAAAAAGAUGAGCAUUACUUCUUGAAAUUGUUAGGCUUUGAUAUCAAUAAUAGAAAAUCCUCAAGUCACAAUCGAUGGGAAACAACAAAAAAUUUUUAAUUGGCUUAAAAUUAUGAGACAACAAUUUGUACUG